Messenger RNA from Camellia sinensis, 1301 nucleotides. RefSeq names its product BURP domain protein USPL1. The record is from RefSeq and is a predicted model, not a curated record. Lineage: Eukaryota; Viridiplantae; Streptophyta; Magnoliopsida; Ericales; Theaceae.
GUCCCAAAUUAGGGGUCCAAGCUUUUUCCAAUAAUUUUUUUUUAAAAAAAAACUUCCUUUAUUCCAACUCCAAAACCUGUUCAGUAUGUGACUUAGUCCAAUCCCUUUUAUUUCACAGACAGAAGAAGAUCAAAAGAAAGAGAAGAUAUGGGUUCUAGGUUUGCUUCUUGCAGAUUCAUCUUUUAUGUUCUACUUGUUUCUCAGUGCACCCACACCAAUUGCAUCAGAGAGAUUACAGAGAAAACCUGGAAAGAUGCUAACAAAGAGGCAUCUGAUUUGCAACAAACUGCCAUUGAUGACGAUCUUCAAAUUUUCUUCACUGUUGAUGAUCUAAAAGUUGGGAAAACAAUUUCCAUCUAUUUCCCCAUCAAAGACCCUUCAACCACUCCUCACCUACUCACUAGAGAAGAAGCCAAUUCAAUCCCUUUCUCAUCAUCAAAACUUCCACAGAUUCUUGACUUUUUCUCAUUCUCCAAACACUCCCCACAAUCCAAAGCAAUGCAAUACACACUCUCUCAAUGUGAGCUUGAACCCUUAAAAGGAGAGACUAAAUUUUGUGCUACCUCCUUAGAAUUCAUGCUUGACUCGGCUCGUGGCGUGUUUGGUCUGAAAACAAAAUUCAGAGUUCUUAUAACCAAGUACCUGUCAAGCCACAAUGCUGUUUUGCAAAACUAUACUGUUUUGGAUGUGGCGAAAGAGAUUGAAACUCCGAAAAUGGUGGCUUGUCAUGCCAUGCCUUACCCUUACGCUGUGUUUUACUGUCACGGGCAAGAGAGUGAUCAUCACAGAGUGUUUGAGGUGGCGCUGCGUAGCGGCAAUGAUGGGGAGAGAGUGGAAGCUGUUGGUGUUUGCCACAUGGAUACAUCAGAGUGGGACCCGGAUCACGCGGCGUUUCGGGUUCUCAGGACUCGGCCUGGACAGUCUCCUGUCUGUCAUUUUUUUCCAGCUGACAAUCUUGUUUGGGUUGCAUCACCUGCUCUAGAUAGUUAGUAAUUAUCUGAAUUGUGCUUGGAUAUAUGGUGAAGAGGUAGCAUAUGUAAAAAAGGGUUAUUUGUAAUAUGGUUGAUAAUGUUGUGUUUGUUUUAAUUUAAGAGUAGUGAACCUUAAACACAGAUCUAAUUAUUCUAUGGUCCAUCAUGGGAUUGUGUGUCUGCUCAAUAACAAGCAACCUGCCCCAUUGUUUGAGUCCAUUGAAUAUUUUUUUGUAAGAAUAAAAAAGGGAUUGCAAAGGUGGUCAAAUUUCAUUUGCACCAGAACACAUACCUAUUUGCACCUUCAUGUAUUUUUACGAUUUUCACUGA